AAAGUUAGUCCAGUUGAAGUUGCAGCAUUGUAGGGACACAGAGGCGUCCAGUGGCAGCCGGUGGCAGAGCCAUGGCGGGCGAGGAAGAGCGCGGGGAUGGGGACCCAGUAUCAGUGGUAACUGUGAGAGUGCAGUACCUGGAAGACACCGACCCUUUCGCUUGUGCCAACUUCCCGGAACCACGCCGGGCCCCCACCUGCAGCUUGGACGGGGCUCUGCCCCUGAGUGCGCAGAUCCCUGCUCUGCACCGACUCCUGGGGGCGCCUCUUAAGCUGGAGGACUGUGCACUGCAAGUGUCUCCCUCUGGAUACUACCUGGACCCGGAGCUGUCCCUGGAAGAACAGCGGGAGAUGCUGGAGAGCUUCUUUGAAGAGAUCAGCAAAGGGCGGAAGCCUACGUUGAUCCUGCGGACCCAGCUCUCUGUGAGGGUCAAUGCUAUCUUGGAAAAGCUGUACGGCUCCAGUGGUCCUGAGCUCCGCCGAUCUCUCUUCUCGUUGAAGCAGAUAUUCCAGGAAGACAAGGACCUGGUGCCUGAAUUUGUGCACUCAGAGGGGCUGAGUUGCCUGAUUCGUGUGGGUGCUGCAGCUGACCACAACUACCAGAGCUACAUCCUUCGAGCCCUGGGCCAGCUGAUGCUUUUUGUGGAUGGGAUGCUGGGGGUGGUGGCCCACAGUGAGACCGUGCAGUGGCUGUAUACACUGUGUGCUAGCCUGUCCCGCUUGGUGGUAAAGACAGCCCUGAAGCUGCUGCUGGUAUUUGUGGAGUAUUCUGAGAACAACGCGCCGCUGUUCAUCCAGGCAGUCAACACUGUAGCCAGCACCACCGGUACUCUUCCCUGGGCCAACUUGGUGUCCAUCCUGGAGGAGAAGAAUGGAGCUGAUCCAGAGCUGUUGGUGUACACUGUCACUCUCAUUAACAAGACGCUGGCGGCACUUCCGGACCAGGACUCCUUCUAUGAUGUGACGGAUGCUCUGGAGCAGCAGGGCAUGGAAGCACUGGUCCAACGUUUCUUGGGCACUGCUGGCACUGAUGUUGACCUGCGAACACAGCUAACGCUCUAUGAGAGCGCCCUUCGGUUAGAGGAUGGAGAUAUGGAAGAGGCUGCGGCUGCUGCAGCUGCAGGUGGCCGACGAGAGCGGCGGAAGCCAUCUUCAGAGGAGGGCAAAAGGAGCCGAAGAUCACUAGAAGGCGGAGGCGGUCCUGUGCGUGCCCCAGAACCUGGUUCUACAGGCUCUGCAUCACCAGUAGGCUCCACCUCCUUCCCUGGCUCUACCCUGCCUACAAGUCCGUCCUUCAGCCCCACUGGCCCAGCCUCUGGCCUUCGUUCCUCAGUGAACCUCUUUCCUACCAUUUCCGUGGGGCCCUCAGUGGACAGUUCCUGUGAGAGAAGUGUCUACAAAGCCCGGUUCCUGGAGAAUGUGGCUGCAGCGGAGACAGAGAAGCAGGCUGCUCUGGCCCAAGGCAGAGCAGAGACAUUGGCUGGGGCCACGGUGGAUGAGACGGAUGUAUCAGGCCCCAGGGAACUGUGGGACUCCCCAGAACCAGCCUCUGCACCCAGGACACCUCAGAGCCCAGUUCCCCGAAUCUUGCUGCGGACCCAACGGAGUCUUGAGCCAGAGCCUAAGGUGCCAGUGUCACCACCAAGCCCUAAGGCUGAGCCUAUCCAGGAGCUUCCUACCCGUGUACCCAAGCUCUGCAUUGGGGACUUGGACUUCUCAGAUCUAGGGGAGGAUGAAGACCAGGACACAUUGAAUAUGGAAUCUGUGGAAGCUGCAAAAGCAUCUCUGUUCCUGUCACCUCCAUCGUCCUCACUCUCUGGGGGUCCCCCUCCUCCGCCCCCUCCUCCCCCACCCAUUACAGGCUCCUGCCCACCACCUCCACCCCCACCUCCUCCACUGGUCACAGGCUCCUGCCCACCCCCUCCCCCACCCCCUCCCCCACCUGUCUCAGGCUCCUGCCCACCACCUCCGCCCCUGGCUGCUGCUUUUUCCCACUCAGCACUUGAUGGCCCAAGGCAACCCACCAAAAGGAAGACAGUAAAACUUUUCUGGCGGGAACUGAAGCUGACUGGUGGCCCUGGGUGCUCUAGAAGCCGCUUUGGGCCUUGUCCUACCCUGUGGGCCUCUCUGGAACCUGUCUCGGUGGACACAGCCCGGCUGGAACACCUAUUUGAGUCCAGAGCCAAGGAUGUGCUACCCACCAAGAAAGCUGGUGAGGGCCGGCGGACAAUGACCAUAGUGCUGGACCCCAAGCGCAGCAAUGCCAUCAACAUUGGCCUAACCACUCUGCCGCCUGUGCACGUCAUCAAGGCUGCCCUGCUCAACUUCGAUGAAUUUGCUGUCAGCAAGGAUGGCAUUGAGAAACUGCUGACCAUGAUGCCCACGGAGGAAGAGCGGCAGAAGAUCGAGGAAGCCCAGCUGGCCAACCCCGAUGUACCCCUUGGCCCAGCUGAGAAUUUCCUGAUGACUCUUGCUUCCAUUGGAGGCCUUGCUGCACGCCUGCAACUCUGGGCAUUCAAGCUGGACUAUGAAAGCAUGGAGCGGGAAAUUGCAGAGCCACUGUUUGAUCUGAAGGUGGGCAUGGAGCAGCUGGUGCACAACGCCACCUUCAGAUGCAUCCUAGCCACCCUUCUGGCUGUGGGCAACUUCCUCAACGGCUCCCAGAGCAGUGGCUUUGAGCUGAGCUACCUGGAGAAGGUGUCUGAAGUGAAGGACACAGUGCGCCGGCAGUCGCUGCUGUAUCAUCUCUGCUCCCUGGUGCUCCAGACCCGACCUGAUUCCUCUGACCUCUACUCAGAAAUCCCUGCCCUCACCCGCUGUGCCAAGGUGGACUUUGAGCAGCUGACUGAGAACCUAGGGCAGCUGGAGUGCCGGAGCCGGGCUGCUGAGGACAGCCUCCGGAGCUUGGCAAAGCAUGAGCUAGCCCCAGCUCUGCGUGCCCGCCUCACCCACUUCCUGGCCCAGUGUACCCGCCGGGUGGCCAUGCUAAGAGUAGUGCACCGUCGAGUCUGCAACAGGUUCCAUGCCUUCCUGCUCUACCUCGGCUACACCGCACAGGCAGCUCGGGAUGUACGCAUCAUGCAGUUCUGUCACACGCUGAGAGAGUUUGCCCUUGAGUAUCGGACUUGUCGGGAACGCGUACUGCAGCAGCAGCAAAAGCGGGCUACAUACCGUGAGCGCAACAAGACUCGGGGGCGCAUGAUUACUGAGACAGAGAAGUUCUCAGGUGUGGCCGGGGAGACCCCCAGUAACCUGUCUGUCCCAGUAGCUGUGGGCAGCGGGCCUGGUCGGGGUGAUGCUGACAGUCAUGCCAGUAUGAAGAGUCUGCUUACCACCAGGCCGGAAGACACCACACACAGCCGACGCAGCAGAGGUAUGGUCCAGAGCAAUUCCCCUGUCUCACACACAGCAGUGGGGCCCUCCACUGCAUCCCCUGAGGAGACUGCAGCCUCCAGCUUACCCAGUGACACAUCAGAUGAGAUAAUGGACCUGCUGGUGCAGUCAGUUACCAAGAGCAGUCCUAGAGCCUUAGCUGCUCGGGAGAGGAAGCGCUCUCGUGGCAACCGGAAGUCCUUGAGACGAACGUUGAAGAGUGGACUUGGAGAUGACCUGGUGCAGGCACUGGGACUAAGCAAAGCUCCUGGCUUAGAGGUGUGAGAAUGCUACCACACCUGGAUACAGCGACAGCACAAGAGACUGAGCAGAGAGGGCCUGGAGCAGAAACCUGGUUUCAGAAGCUUGCACCCAGAAACCAGUAUUGUGAACAGUAUUAGGUGUGUGUGUGUGUGUGUGUAUGUGUGUGUGUGUUUGCACACAUACAUGUACGUGUAUUUUGCAUGUGUGAGUUCCCUAUUUGGAACAAAAUAAAGUUUACCUAGCU
Arvicanthis niloticus (Nile rat) is the source of this 3879-nucleotide messenger RNA. It is a transcript of the gene Fhod1, whose product is annotated as formin homology 2 domain containing 1. Gene Ontology annotation, cellular component: cytoskeleton; cytoplasm. Gene Ontology annotation, biological process: cortical actin cytoskeleton organization. Gene Ontology annotation, molecular function: actin filament binding. The record is from RefSeq and is a predicted model, not a curated record. Lineage: Eukaryota; Metazoa; Chordata; Mammalia; Rodentia; Muridae.